AUGUCAUCUUCAAGUAACUCCAAGUUCACGAUUGUUGAUUUAACAAAGGAAGUUGAAGAAACUACCAAAGAACAACAAGUCUCUACAAAUGGACGAGCAAAGAGAAACAAGAUCAACAAACGGUUUAGAAACAAUCCAGGAUUUGCUUCUAACUUUUUCUUCUUUCCUUCCAAUGUCAAUUCUACAACUGGACAAUCAUCACAUAACUUGCAGAGUCAACAAGCUUCCUCUUCAUCAACACCACAACCCCUAAAUUGUGCAGCGAAUCCGAGUACACACACCGCUGCAACCAUAGGUAAACACGAGAGUGAAAAAACAUCAUCUAGUAGAAAAGGAUUGACCAAUACCUCCCCUAAUUCAUAUCAUGUAAAUUCAUCCAUUGCACAACUGAAUACAUUCACUUCUAAAGGUGUGGCUUCAGAUAUAAAACCAAAUUUUCCAAUAGACGAAAAAGGAAAUACCAUUACUGGUGCGAGUCAUCUCCCCAGUGAAAUUCAAAACACAAUUUUGGAGGAAGCCUCAAUGCUUGACCUCUUACAAAACGAAGAUACGUGUGUAGAAAUGAGUCCCUCAGUCACUCAAACGUGUUUGAGCACUAACAACGCGGUCCUAUCAAAUUACUUGUCCUCUCCUCAGAAUUUGGGGUUUUCGAACGUACCUCAAAGCAACAUUGGACUUGCAACACCAUCAUUGACAUCCAACUCCUCCACAACUCCACCAUCUUCUCAAAAACGACAUGGUCGCAAUCCCACAGCUAAAAGAGGUUCCAUUUGUCAGGAAAUUUUGUAUGAUAAGAGAAGAUACUCGUGUAGUGAUUUGGUGUUUUCCCAAACGAAUCAAUCUUCAUUUACAAACGCUCAAAUGGCAACGAUCAAUGCACCACAAGGUGAAACACCCGUAUCAACUCAUGGAAGGCUGUCUUCACCUCAAGCAACCUGGGAAGCUAUGCAAUCUUAUGUUUUUCCUUUAACAAGGACUUAUGAAGCAAGUGAAGAAUCUUCAAACGAAAGAAUUUUGUGUGAAGACUCCCAACACUCCGCUUCAUUCAGUUUUCAGGAAGAAGAUGCCUCAAUUUGCGAAGCAUAUUUGAUGAAUCCUUCGUUGAAAAAGAGAAGACCUAGUGUUCAAGUUGAUACUGAUUCGUUGUCAUCAUUCGUGGCCAACUUCCAAAAUCAAAUGAACCUGAGUAGUGUGCACAAUUCCUCCUUAGGAUUUAACAAUGUUGUCUUGGUCAAUCAACCACAGUUGCAACCAACAAACCAGGUCUUUGAGCCCUCUUUCAACACCACCAAUUUCAUGCAACAUCAAACAGUGGCUACAAACACAACCGAAGCAACCACCAUAUUCAACAGCCUUCCUGAAACAGUUCAGCAACAAGUUGUGGAUAUUAUUGUCAAUCAUCUACUAGUGCAAAGCAACCAAGAGAGCACUAAUAAUGUAGAAAAUAACUCUCACCAACAGGAAAAUUAUAUUUCCGAACUUUGUGCUUCAAACCCCAAUGCGCCUUCAUUCCUAGACGAAAAAGAUCUUCAAUCUCUUGAUUUACCUGGUUUUGAUAUUGCAACUUCGGAGCCAAGCAGCGAUACACAACCAUCUCCUUCUCUUCUCUCUCCUUCUACAUUUUUAAAUGUUGAAUUGAAUGUAAAUAGUAAUGUGGCUGAGAUUGGACAACCAUCAUUAGCCUCCUCAACAAUAUCAUCAGAGGCAUUUGGAAAUGAUUUGAAAGGAGCCAUUGGUAGUAUUAUUCAGCCUUCUCCCUCUUCAAUAAGAGACGUUUCUAGAAAUGAAUUUUUAAUUCCAUCAUCAGAAUUUUCUUCAGCAGAGAUUACAUCCGAAUCCGCUACUUCUUCAACUCCUCAUCAACUUCAUCAGGGUGUUUCAAGAAGUAAUACUGAAGAAGUCAACAUUUCAGAAGAGGAGUUUGAAAACUUUUUAGACAUCUUGUUUCAACACGUUCCCGAAUUGUAA
Naegleria lovaniensis is the source of this 1968-nucleotide messenger RNA. RefSeq lists its product as uncharacterized. Bases 1 to 1968 code for a protein of 655 amino acids. The transcript has a single exon. The record is from RefSeq and is a predicted model, not a curated record. Lineage: Eukaryota; Heterolobosea; Eutetramitea; Acrasida; Naegleriidae.